Messenger RNA from Oncorhynchus nerka (sockeye salmon), 2786 nucleotides. It is a transcript of the gene cd226, whose product is annotated as CD226 molecule. Gene Ontology annotation, cellular component: external side of plasma membrane. Lineage: Eukaryota; Metazoa; Chordata; Actinopteri; Salmoniformes; Salmonidae. The record is from RefSeq and is a predicted model, not a curated record. Gene Ontology annotation, biological process: positive regulation of Fc receptor mediated stimulatory signaling pathway; positive regulation of immunoglobulin mediated immune response; positive regulation of type II interferon production. The transcript has 6 exons. Bases 137 to 1240 code for a protein of 367 amino acids.
ACUACAUAGGGAAUAGGUUGCCAUUUGGGAUGUAAUCUUGCUCUGUAGCGCGAGAGACAGCUAGUAGGAAGUGCAGCCCUGUUGCCUCUCCACUCAUCUCAUCAAUGCAGCUUUCAUUCUGCCUCAGAGGGCCAAGAUGGAGGCUGUACAAAAGGACCACUGGUACUUCAUGGUACUCCUCAUCUUUCUCUCCAGUCUCGAAGUUUCUGUGCAGCAGAGAGAUGGUGUUACCACGGUGAAGCUUAAGGAGGGGAUGGUUCUAGAGUGUGUGUGUCCAUGGGAAGGGAACCUCAGCAUGGUCUCCUGGACCAAACUGAUCCGGUUUGAGAAGGCCCCUGUAGCUGUGUAUCACCCUGAGUACGGAGUGUCCAUCUCCCAGUACUACCAGACCAGGAUCCAGUUCCAGAAGACCACACCCAUGGAUGGCAGUAUCACCAUCAGUAAGGUCACCCAGGAGGACGCAGGGCUCUACCACUGCUCUGUUCAAACCUUUCCUAAAGGAUCCUGGGCGAGAGACAUACGGGUGGAGGUGGAGGACACAGGGACUGUGGAAGAGGAUGGUGCAGGUAGUGAAGCAGAUGGAGAUACUAACAUCCACACCAGAGAACCUGAGCCUGAGGUAAUCCAAGCAGACACUGAACUCAUCGCAGAGAGGAGCGAAAACCUGACUAUCAGCUGCAACCACGAACAUAACGGGACCGUGUAUGAGGUCACAGUCGAGAAGCUAGACCAUGGUAGCACCAGUGGGGUGGGCAUCAUGGCGAAGUGUCGGCUGGAGAAUGGUGGUCUGUUUGGAGUAGACUACACACACAGGGGGAUAGUGAACUGUUCAGAAAGACUGGACACACGUCUGCAGCUCAAUGAUGUGGGCGAGGAAGAUGGAGGGUUAUAUAGAUGUCUCUUCAAUACGGACGCUGGGGUACAGACCACCACUGUGCUGCUGACUGUACUUAGCCCAGUUGAAUUCAGCCUGUCUGAGUAUCUAAUCUACAUUGGAGGGGGAGUGUCAGGACUCCUGCUGCUGCUCUCUGUCAUUGUAAUGCUGGUUGUGUGGCAAAGAAAGAAGAAGAUGAGAGCGAAGUACAUAACCAAACUGCAUCCAGCUCAGAGACGGUCCUGCAACGACUAUGAGAACGUUCCUGUGUAUGACAGGAUGAGGAAGGGGACCAAUCAGAGAGGAGAUAGCCCAGUGUACGGCAACAUACACACCGUACGUUCGCACACUAAAAGGAAGAGAUAGGGAGAAGUACUGUGUUACAGACCCCUGUCUGACCCCUAUCAUGCUGUAACAGUGGCACAGCCACAGUCUCCCCAUUGAAACAUUCAAGAAUAUGAUAUUCAACCGCUUAUAGUGUUCAAAGACUGUGGGACAGAAUCAUUCAUAUAACUGCAAAGUAGGCCAACUUCAAUUAAACUACGUAUCAGUCUGACUUACACUUUGUUUGCUCUCAAUCUAUGCAACUCUGUGUAUUCCCUUGAAACAUUGACGGUUUGUUUAGAGAUACAUUUGCCACUAAUAAUAUGUAAAACACUCAUGUUGUAUAAUAUAUUGUUGAAGGCUUUACAUGCAGUAAUACCGUCCCAUAACAAACUGUUAUUAAAAGCCUCCCAGCUUCAUUCAAUUCCUUAGUUAUCCCUAACUCAAUCGUGUGACAAUGAACAAACCAAUCAUGCUGUUCCAUCCCCUGGGAAUGCUGUGUUUUCCUGUUGUAGUUACACAGAUUGGGUCCUGUAGGUUCUUAUGGAAUGCUGUGUUUUCCUGUUGUAGUUACACAGAUUGGGUCCUGUAGGUUCUUAUGGAAUGCUGUGUUUUCCUGUUGUAGUUACACAGAUUGGGUCCUGUAGGUUCUUAUGGAAUGCUGUGUUUUCCUGUUGUAGUUACACAGAUUGGGUCCUGUAGGUUCUUAUGGAAUGCUGUGUUUUCCUGUUGUAGUUACACAGAUUGGGUCCUGUAGGUUCUUAUGGAAUGCUGUGUUUUCCUGUUGUAGUUACACAGAUUGGGUCCUGUAGGUUCUUAUGGAAUGCUGCAAUGUUAUGUUAUCAUGGAAUUGUUCACAUGUUAAUUCAGCAAGAUUAUGAUAGUAAAUGGAAAUAUACUGUACUAUUGUAUUUUUUCUAUAUCUAAGCCAUUAGAUUAAAUAUUUCUUCUCUUUCUAGCUGUAGAAUCUAGAUGAAUGCUGUGAUUAGAAAUUCUUCUGACACUGUUGGACAAAAAUGCAAUUCUAUUCCUAGCUGAGAAUAAAAUGGAGGUCUUGGGAAUGAAAGAUGUCUGGGCUCUCAGCAAGAAGAGGAAGAGGAGGAUGCAAAAAAUGAAAGAAUAAUGGACAAUUUACAUUCGGAAUACAGGGUUUUAGUCUUGUUAAUUUAUUAAGCCUAAUUGUCUGCGUCGGUACAAUAGGUGCUGAUACUGUGUUUCUCUGUGACUUUAAUGACCCCAUGUGGACUAAAUAACACCUACUCUACUGUGACAUGAGUUGGUCUCUUCCAGGAGUGUUUGGCCGGGAUUCAAUCAAAGGUGUGUUGUAAACAAGGCCAUUGCACUUGACUUUUGAAGGUAAUUGACGCAUGUGCCGACAUCCGCAGCGCUUGCCAUGAAUGUGAUCUCCGCGAAUGUCUGGAACAUUGACUUUUAAAGCAUAUUGCAAUUUGCUUCUCUACAAUGCGCUUUUGUUUGAACCCCUGCCAUAAGCAACUGCAUUUAGCCCUGUUGCAUGUUGGUUAAAUCGGCACAGAAAUGUAUUGUCAUAAAAAAUAAAUAAAAUAAAAACAUCUUUAUACCUUGACAA